GCCACUGUCGCCCUAAAGGCCAAAGGACGACUAAUAUAACGUAUCAGAGGGUCUCCAAGCGUAAAUAAAAGGUCAAUACUUGAUGAAGACGCAUCGAGGAUGAAUCACGGGACUAAAUAUCGCGAUAUAUCACAAUAUCGAUAUUUUGGCACACCCCUAACUCAGACCCACUCGGACCAAUCACUGCUACCUGACAACGUCUGGGUCUAACAUGAUGGUGUCUGGAAAAGUCUUCCUUCUUUUAUUUUUCUUCGGCACCAGUGAAGCUACAAAGUAGCUGUCAGCUCACGUCUGCCCCCUGCUAGCAAGGAUUGCGCCACUGGCAUCAUUUUCUGCGCGCUUAAAGAAGCGCUUGGACUGCACGUCUCUGAUUAAAUUGAGUCCUCCAGUCAGACGUGAGGCGAAGCGCUCCGGAGCCUCACCCGGAGUUUCCGCUCCCUAUGUGAUCACGCAACACACAAAUUUGGCCAUUUUAACUUCAGAAACUGUGGAAAACGUGUCGAGUCAAAUGAAAAUAUAUCUUUAACACGGAUCAGUGAACAAUAAUAUUUACUCUGUAUGUCUCUUUAUUGCACAUGGUAUACUACAUUGGUUCUACUGUUGUAAGCUUGCAUUCUGUUCAAGUUUUUUUUUUAAGCAGAAAAUGCCUCACCCUGCACAAGCUCUGAUGACAUCACGCCAUGUGAUGAUAUGUGAUGUCAUCAGAUGACAUGACAAAUCAACAGGUGAUGUCAUGUCAUCAGGUGAUGUCACAUGUCUUCAGGUGAUGUCACAUGAUAUCAUUUGAUGUCACAUGUCAUCAGGUGAUGUCACAUUGUCGCAUCUUAAAACUAAUAAAUACAGCUGCCUUCCUCUCCAUCUGCCAUCUCAAGAUUUCAAGUUUGCUUCCUUAAAGAUUAGAUACGAAAAAAAAUCUCAUCAAAAAUGACCAACAAAGUGUGCAAGCUUUUCAUUGGUGGACUCUCUGUGAACACGAACGACGAUGGGCUGCGCAAGCAUUUUGAGCAGUUCGGCACCCUCACUGACUUCGUUGUCCUUCAAAACAAGAAUGCACAACGAUCUCGCUGUUUUGGCUUUGUGACCUACUCUACACCAGAGGAGACCAACGCAGCCAUGGCAGCAGCCCCGCACACAGUGGAAGGGAACAGUGUUGAAGUUAAACGAGCUAUUCCAAAAGCAAAGGACAAUAAGUCUGAAGCUUUUGCCAAGGGGGAGAAAAUCUUUGUUGGUGGCUUGAAAAACAACAUUAAAGAGUAUCACCUCACCGACUACUUCUCUCGGUACGGUCCAGUCGAAAAGUCUGAAAUCCUCUUAGAGAAGGAGACCGGAAAGAAAAGAGGAUUCGGCUUUGUGCACUUCACGCAUCUCAAAACGGCAGACUUGGCCUUGGUUGAGAAGUACCACACAGUGAAUGGACACUUAGUUGAAGUAAAGAAAGCUGUUGCCAAGCAAGAGAUGCAGGCAGGUAACAGAACUGAAACAACACCAAGACACAAGCCAGGCCCAGGAAUGAUGGAAAACCAAAAUGGCUACGGCAGCUUCGGCUUUGUGACCUACUCUACACCAGAGGAGACCAACGCAGCCAUGGCAGCAGCGCCGCACACAGUCCAAAGGAACAGUGUCAAAGUCAAAGGAGCUGUUCCAAAAGCAAAGGCCAAUGGUUCUGCAGCUCCUGCCAAGGGGGAGAAAAUCUUUGUUGGUGGUUUGAAAAACAACAUUGAAGAGUAUCACCUCACUGACUACUUCUCUCGGUACGGUCCAGUCGAAAAGUCUGAAAUCCUCUUAGAGAAGGAGACCGGAAAGAAAAGAGGAUUCGGCUUUGUGCACUUCACGCAUCACAAAACGGCAGACUUGGCCUUGGUUGAAAAGUACCACACAGUGAAUGGACACUUAGUUGAAAUCAAGAAAGCUGUUGCCAAGCAAGAGAUGCAGACAGCAAACAGAACUGAAACAACACCAAGACACAGGCCAGGGCCAGGAAUUACGGAAAACCAAAAUGGCUACGGCGGCUUCGGUUUUGUGACCUACUCUACACCAGAGGAGACCAACGCAGCCAUGGCAGCAUCGCCGCACACAGUCCAAAGGAACAGUGUCAAAGUUAAAGUAGCUGUUCCUAAAGGAAAGGCCAAUGGGUCUGCAGCUCCUGCCAAGGGGGAGAAAAUCUUUGUUGGUGGCUUGAAAAACAACAUUGAAGAGUUUCACCUCACCAACUACUUCUCUCGGUACGGUCAAGUCGAAAAGUCUGAAAUCCUCUUAGAGAAGGAGACCGGAAAGAAAAGAGGAUUCGGCUUUGUGCACUUCACGCAUCACAAAACGGCAGACUUGGCCUUGGUUGAAAAGUACCACACAGUGAAUGGACACUUAGUUGAAGUGAAGAAAGCUGUUGCCAAGCAAGAGAUGCAGGCAGGUAACAGAACUGAAACAACACCAAGACACAGGCCAGGCCAAUGCAUGAUGGAAAACCAAACUGGCUAUGGCGGCUUGGCUUAUGGGGAGUGUUGCUGCCCUUGCCACCUCUCCUACUCAGAAAAUGGUAACAGAGGCUAUUCCUACUCACAAAAUCGUUACAGAGGCAGCGGCUAUUCCUACCAGGAAAAUGAGUAAAAGAAGAUUUAGACAUAGAGGAACCCCCCUUUUAGGAAUCCACACUUGUAGUGUGUGGAAAUAGUGUAGAGUGGGGAUUUAUGUUGUAUGUGCAUUUAUUUUAUUUUAUUUAUUUUUUUAGAAAAUGUUAUGCAUUAUAUUGUCAGUAGGACAUGCAAAAAAGAAGAUUAAACAUACAGGAACUCCCUUUAGGAAUCCACACUAGUAGUGUGUGGAUAAAGUGUAGACUUGGGAUUUAUAUUGAAUCUUCUUUUCUUUUUUUUUUUUACUUUUAUGCCUGAAUUUGUAUUUGUGAACAAAAUGUUUUUUCAAUGCAAAUCAAUGUAUUGAUUAUUUAAAAUAAAUUGUUAAAUUUUGUAUUUUUACCUGUCAACCACUUAACAAAAGAGGACAAGAACAAUUUACCAUGUAUACAAUCAAAAAACAAAUGUUCUAGAGCUUCAACCUCAUUUUCACAGAAAACAAAAAAAACACAAUGUGUUUAUCACAAGAGGCACAGAAACAAAAUGAAAGCAAAAACCAAGGGCAAAAAACCCAAACCAUGACACAGAAAUUGUUCUUGUGUUCCUUUGUGCAUUAGUGGGUUCUCUCCGGGUGCUCCGGCUUUCCCUAGAUUCUAAAAAAGACUUUUUAUUUAAAAGUGAAUUAGAGGCUAAGAGCACUACCUGCCCUCGUCCUCACCUCUACGCACCACCCACCCUCGCUGUCCACAUCUACGCCCUUCUCUUAAUGUAAGGCUGUCUGAGCUGCAUGUGGCUAAAAGUGUUAGCAUUUCUAUCAGCAUCAUUUACUGUUUCAAAAAAAGGUUUGCUCAAAGAUGCAGACAUUUUUCCAACUGUGAAAACAAUACGGUCCUUGCAG
Oryzias latipes (Japanese medaka) is the source of this 3465-nucleotide messenger RNA. RefSeq lists its product as uncharacterized. Lineage: Eukaryota; Metazoa; Chordata; Actinopteri; Beloniformes; Adrianichthyidae. Gene Ontology annotation, cellular component: catalytic step 2 spliceosome. Gene Ontology annotation, molecular function: mRNA 3'-UTR binding. Gene Ontology annotation, biological process: mRNA splicing, via spliceosome. The record is from RefSeq and is a predicted model, not a curated record.